Molecule: messenger RNA, 1473 nt
Organism: Williopsis jadinii
Lineage: Eukaryota; Fungi; Ascomycota; Saccharomycetes; Phaffomycetales; Wickerhamomycetaceae
Gene: VHR2
Product: Vhr2p
Exons: 1
Coding region: 1-1473 (490 amino acids)
Source: RefSeq, a predicted model, not a curated record
AUGUCUGGAGUAACGAGAUCGAUACGAAACCAGCUCAACUUCCAUGACGAGAAGAAGUGGAAGCAGUUCAGCACCAGAAGACUGGAGCUGAUCGACCGGUUCAGCCUGAGCUCGAAGAAGGCAUCGGAACAGGACGAGGCCAUAUCUCAGAUAGCUGCCUUACUGAGAGACGAGUUUGGCUUCCCCGAGCACACUCUUCCAGAGUUCGAUAGGCUAGUUAGGGCUGCGAUCCAAAGCGUACGGCGUAAUAGGAAAAGAUCGUCAAAGGCCCGUCCUCCAGGCACGCUCAAGUUCUUACACCAUGACGACAGCUCGAGUAGCAUGUCGUCCUCGUUGCAGAAUCCACAGUCACAGUCGCUGUUCCAACACCAACACCAACAUCACAGCCGUCCUGCUCAGCAGCUACAACAACAGCAGCAACUACACAGCUCACUUCCACACCUGAAACCGCAUAUCGAUUAUGGGAUGGGAUAUCUACCAAAUACAACAACGACAUCCACCGCAUCUUCUGCAUCACCAAGCCUGGGGAACUCUCCGUCCCAGACACAUCUGCCUUCGAUACGAAUGCUAACCGAAGGCACUUCAUCGUCAUCUGCUGCCGGUGCCUCCAAUAUUACCCAACAACCUGUACAAACGAACAAUAUUGGUUCAGCAGCUGGCGCAGCAAAUGCCCAUAGAAUUCCGAUCAAACUGCCGUUACCGUACCCUCCAACAGAUAUCACCAUGAGCAGCCAGACGUUGUUGAACUACAUACACAAGUCCAAAUCUUGUCUCUCUCUAUCAAACAACGAUACAACGUUACACGAGGAUAACCUGUUCCAUUUAGGCAUGUCAAUAAUAACCGCAUCGUCGUGCUUUAUACUGGAGAGAUACUUCAACGACUUGCCUACAGAAUCCGUCAACUACCUGAGUGAAAAGUUGCAAUCCACUGCUAAUCUGGCGAAAACUGUGAAAGCUUUAGGAUUCUUUUCAUCUGAUGUUAUGGUCUUAUCUGAUGUACAGGCCACUUCUCUCCUGGCAAAGUUGAUAGGGUGUUGUGUCAAGGAUUUUGGAUUCGAUCCAAUCACUUACACUCUUUCAGAGAUAUUUCAUGAAGUCGUGCUGAACGAAUACCCAUUGAUUGCCACACAGGUCAACAAGAUUACUGCGGAGUCGUUAUACACACCUUUGAUGCCCAUCAAGCCGAAAGAGGCCGACGUGGAGGUUUCCAAAGAGGUCAAACUGCAAUACGGCCAUCGUGUGUUGGACUUCAAAUACGCACCAUUGAGCUCUGCGCCUCCUACUUACUUGGAGCUGCUGGAAAAUGGUAGAGUUGCAUUUGGUAUACAGGAUCUCAAGAGCCUGAGAUUGAGAUACGAAGGACAGGAUAUUUCAGAGGAUGCUUUGGACAAACUGUUCAAAGAUUUAGAGAGAAGAAAGAUCGUCCUCGAGCUAUACGAGCCACAGACUAUCAAGUUCACGCCAUUGCUCUAG